Messenger RNA from Laccaria bicolor S238N-H82, 1353 nucleotides. RefSeq lists its product as uncharacterized. The coding region runs from base 1 to 1353 and encodes 450 amino acids. The record is from RefSeq and is a predicted model, not a curated record. Lineage: Eukaryota; Fungi; Basidiomycota; Agaricomycetes; Agaricales; Hydnangiaceae. The transcript has 10 exons.
AUGACUGAACAUGUAGGCCCUUGCAGCCUUUUAAUUGUCUCCACCAUUGAUGUGGGCACCGCUUCACCUGUGUUCCUCUCAAUUUCCACCUCAAAAGCCGCCUGGGGGAAAACACUCUGCCUCUGCCGUGCCUCGGCUUUUCCAUCGUUAUCACCCUGCUUGGUGGGCAUCCCCACUUCCUCUGUGCUGUCUGUUUCUUAUAGACGCCUGCGUGCACCUUCCUCACCUGUACCUGGUCUGUUGGCCCUUACUGGCAUUGUCUCAGCACCCCCCAGUCCUCUGCCGAGUGCCAGCAAUACUCUUGUGGUGGUUGCAGCUAUGAGCAAAGCAUGGUCGCCUAUAGGAUCCCCUCGCGCACACUCAUAUGAGGAUAUAGGAAUCAUUGACCUCAGCUCAGUAUUAGGUGUUAUUUUGGGGCCACCCGAGAUCACAAGGAAUGAGAAAGCAAAGAAGUUCAUGAGAGUGCCGCUUGGGAGCAGCAUUAUGCAUGUUCGAGGUUCCAGGCUCUGGAAUGUGUCAGUUUGGCGCCUAGCUCGUUGCAGGCUUGACUUUCCAUAUUUCUAUGGAGACACUUGCCAAAAGUGUGUCAAGCGUGCUGCUGCGAAGUCCGAAGUUGAACGUGGGGAUGUCGAGCACCAGCCGCAAUGCUUAGGCUGCUCUGUUAUUUACCUUUUCAUGAAACAUGAGUGGUGUGGUGCCUGCAUCCAGAAAGAGCUGGAUGCCAACAGUGAGGAACCUCUAUAUCUUCUUUGGUGUCUAUCUGUAAUCAUUUCACCUUUUUUUCAAGAAGAUUUGAGAACAGGUCUUAUUGGGCAUGCUGCAGAAUAUCAAAAAACAGCAUCCGAUCAUCGCCUCAACCAAGCUGCAAGCAAGCAAAAUCCUCAGCUCCAACAAGCAACUUGGAUGAAGGAGCAACUAGCGAUGGUUUGCAAGGCUUCAAAAGUUGACACAUAUACAACUGAAAUCUCGUUAUGGAUCUAUCUGCUGGGCAGAAAGGCUGCCAAACAGGCGCAGACAUUACCUCUUCAUUGGAUCUGGAAGGGAAGUGAAUUGGCAAAAGAUGUUCUUGAGUUUGCCAAGGCCGAGUUGAAGAAGGCUCACAACAAUGUAAUCUCGGCACAGCAGUCAACUCCCAUUCCACUGAAUUUGCAGAGUAGGCUUUUUUUUGUGAUGAAUCUUUACUCUCUGAACAGUGUUUAUCAUAGCGUACAAUUCGGACUCUUGGCAAACAAAACUGUUCACCACUUUGAACCCACUGAAACUCACUUAGUCGGAAUGGUGCAUGCAAUGUUCAAAAGCUUGAAGCUUGACUCAAAACUCAGUGCGAGCGAUGUGAAGGAGAUAGUGUUUUAA